Anisakis simplex (herring worm) is the source of this 444-nucleotide messenger RNA. The record is from the annotation of a GenBank genome assembly. Lineage: Eukaryota; Metazoa; Nematoda; Chromadorea; Rhabditida; Anisakidae.
UUGUAUUGUAUUUCAGAAUGCGAUGCGAACUGUGGCAAAGAUGGUACCAAGUGUGUGCGUACAGGUACCGCUGAUGAGCAAGCGUGCAUAAAGCCGUCGACACCGUCUACAACCUCUACAACCACUACUGAAUCAUCAACAUCAACCUCAAUUUCAAAUAAAACGUCACCGGCUAGCGCAACAUCUGACACUAGCAAAACAAACCCUGACCUUGUGGUACUUGGAAAUACCACGAAAACUGGCCUUAUUUCGUCAGGGAUCACCAUGAAAGCGAAUUCUACGGUACCUGAGGUUACUACUACGGUACCUGAGGUUACUACUACGGUACCUGAGGUUACUACUGCGGUACCUGAGGUUACUACUGCGGUACCUGAGAUUACUACGGUACCCGAAGUUACCACGAAACCGAGCACUACUUCAUCAGGUAAGCCGAAAGAGAUAUAA